AUGACCUCAGCACAGGUCAUCGCUCUUGCCCGCGACGCGAUGCAGAGCGCCCUCCACGAGAACGAGUCGCAGGCCGCCGAGGCAAGCGCCGUGAGCACCGAAUUGAAGCCCGGCGUCACCAUCGACCUGAGUCGCAAGGGCAUCCAGAAACUCCCCGACGAGGUUGUUGAUAUCAUCAAGAACGAGCUAGAGCGCCUCGCCCUUUCGCACAAUCAAGUCAACUCCUUCCCGACUCGCUUUUCCGAAUGCACAUCCCUCCGAUACUUGAACGUCAGGAAUAACCAGAUUCGAGAGUUCCCAUUGCCGCUCUGCGAUCUAAGGUCGCUCGAGAUACUCGAUCUGAGUAAGAACAAGCUGCGCGCUUUGCCCCCCGACAUUGUUAAGCUCGCCUCCUUGAAGGUGUUCUCCGUCCAGAAGAACCGCAUCGAGGAAUUGCCAGUCGCCUUGGCCGACAUGAUUUCGCUGCAGGUGCUCAAGUUUGAUGGCAACCCGAUCACAUUCCCGCCUCGUGAGGUCCUGCAGGUGCAAGCAAGCAGUCCCCCGAAUGAGGGCUAUUUGAAAGAAAGCGAGGUCACCGAGGUGGCCGUCACUGCACACAUCAAGCGCUUCCUCAGGCAGCACACCAUGAAUGGGCGUGCAGAAUCGGACACGGCUGGGGAAGAAUCCAGCGAAGGCAUGGAAACCCCUCGCAUGCCUCCGAUCAAGCGCGUUGUCAGCGGUCGCUUUCCCAUUAAAGUCAACGGCACGGAUGUUCCCGACCUUCGAUCCCCGAAUCUAAUCCGGCCUCCCCCCAUCCCAAGCCGGUCCCACUACAGAGGAUUGUCGCAGCAGAACACGGCCGUUCGUCGACCUGGCGUCAUGCCCCUGACCAUAGGAAACGUCAACGAGCGCCUUCGAAGCAAUUCAGAGACGCUUCUGCAGGCAACCCGCGGAGAGCGCCCCGAAUCCCGAGCAAGACGCAUGGGCGUGGUAUCUCAAAAAAGUACUCAGCUCGGCACCUUGGACGAGACGCAGGCCAACAACCGCUUCAGUCAUUAUAGGGGCCUGAGCCAUGGCUCGGCCAUGCAGCCGCCGCCGGCCAGCAUGUCGGUCAAGAGUCCCAACAGCCCGGCCGAGCCCUUUCUACAGCGCCCGAUCUACGUUCGACGGCUCUCCGUGCUGCCUGAGCGAAGACGCGAGUCCAAGGUCUACGAUCCCAUCCUAGAGGCUGCUAAGGGCAUCCUCUAUGCCGUCUUCCAGAUCCACCCCAUGAUUCAGAUGCUCAUGAGCUUGACAAGCGACGGUUCUUCAAAGAGAUCCAGCCUUGAGAUUGUCUUCUACAACACAAACUCGCACGUGGAGGAGCUGGAGCAGGAAAUCCAGAAGCAUGACCCUGGCGCUGAAGGAGACGAGAUGGCUGGCCGUGAGAACGAAAACGUUCACCGAGCCUGCCAGACUCUGGUCGGCGCCUACACCCACGUCUGCACGUUGCUGGCCGGCAACAUCGAUUCCUUCAUCGACAACGGAGACCCGCGCUACAUCCGCACCCUGUUGAUGCUCAUUUAUAAUAGCAUUAUGGAGAUCAGGUGCACUCUUGCUGCGAUGUCACCUGACGCCGGCCUUGCGAAACCCACCCCACGAGCUAUGACUUUGGGCGACACGAUCAAGCCUCACUCGCGGGAGAACUCCAUUACGCCUACCGCUGAGCGGCUUGGACUGGCCCAGCGACCCCGGCCCGGCCCCAUUCUUCACAACCCGAGUAACCUGAGAGUGGCGACGGACGUACCCCUCCCAUACAUGAAUGGGAUCAACGGGAUGAAUGGUGUUGCUGCUAGUCGCACAGCGACACUCACCUCGGCAACACCUCGGUCCGGAGAGUCUUUCGUCUCUGCUUCUUCUGGCGGACGUGGCAUAUCCGACUUCACAGAGGAUGACAGAUAUUUCGAGAAGAUCUUUCUGGCACUUCAGCGAUCGUCUGAGCUCGUCAUGAGGACUUUGCCCAUGUUCCAGAACCACAUGUCGGUCCUCGCGAAGAAGGCCAUGGGACGUCGCGCUCCGGAUCACGAAAUGAUGUGCUGGAAGGGACUUAUUUCCAAGUGCAGCACCGCGGUACAGCAGACUGAGAUGCUCCGCAGCCGCCUUUCGUUGGUCAAGCUCAAGGAGCCUGGUAUUAUGAGUCAACCGGCCUUCAGGAGUUUGAUCAGCAACUUCAUCGACUCGUGGGCGGAGUUUGGGAACCAGAUCCGCUCUGCGUUCAACGAAGUCAGUCUUCCGCCGGAUACCAGGGUCAGGCUUCGUCCUAUCCAGCAGGCCAUGAAGGAAGCAAGAGACACCAUUCUCCAGUCGCCGUGGAGCUAUCUCUUGCGACAAUCAUCGAACCCCAACACCUUCAGCCCCAAUGGCGGCCCGGGCUUAGCACCCAUCCAACUGCCGAUGACACCCCAAAGCGCGGCUCUGGGACCUGCCGUCCAGGCGACAGUCCCAUCCACUCCCCAGAGCGCUUCCUUCGCGGCGGCGUUCAACGGCAACGUCUUCGAACGGGCCGAUGCCCUUAUUAACAUGGGCGGGCUCUCAAUGUCUCGGAAUGGUACAAUGACAAACAGCUCGGCCGCUAGUUUCACCAUGUCUUCAAUGUCAUCGUUCUCAUCCGACGGAGGGGCUAUGACACCCUCAUCAGUCAUAAGCCCCAACGGCUUUGGCCCUGGCCCGGUACCACUGCGACUCAAUGGUAGCAAAGUUGCCUUCUAG
Molecule: messenger RNA, 2727 nt
Organism: Colletotrichum spaethianum
Lineage: Eukaryota; Fungi; Ascomycota; Sordariomycetes; Glomerellales; Glomerellaceae
Product: leucine-rich repeat-containing protein sog2
Exons: 3
Coding region: 1-2727 (908 amino acids)
Molecular function (GO): protein binding
Source: RefSeq, a predicted model, not a curated record